UCUCUCAGGGUUUUCUUCCUCUGAGUCUUUUGUCGAUAUAUAUCCUCCCUGCCUGCCACACAGCCUGCAGAGAAAGUCCUCAGGUUGCUUUUUUACCUGUUUGGGUGGGCAUGGAUCCACUGCGGAAGGAUAAUCCGUCGGCUUCAGCUAAUCUUCUCUCCAAGAUUUUCUUCUGUUGGCUGAAUCCCUUGUUAAGAAUCGGGUACCAGAGGAAGUUGGAGAAAGAUGACAUGUAUGAAGUUCUCCCAGAGGACUCAUCAGAUAGACUUGGCGAGGAGCUACAAGGGUACUGGGACAGAGAGGUUCAACAGGCGGCAAAGGAUCUGCGCCCACCCAGACUUGCCAAAGUUCUUGUUCAGUGCUACUGGAGAUCUUACGCACUCAUUGGAAUAUACAUCUUUAUAGAGGAAGUUAUCAAAGUCAUUCAACCGUUUCUACUUGGGAAAAUAAUUGAGUACUUUGAGAGAUAUGACCCCGACAACACAGCUGCAGUCUAUGAGGCCUACAGCUAUGCUGCAGGCAUCUCCUUCUCAACCAUCGGCCUGGCCACCCUUAAUCAUCUCUAUUUCUAUCACGUCCAACGAGCAGGCAUGAAGAUUCGUGUGGCCAUGUGCCACAUGAUCUAUCGGAAGGCUCUUUGUCUUAACAGCAAAGCAUUUGCCAAAACUACCACAGGACAAAUUGUCAACCUCUUAUCCAAUGACGUCAACAAAUUUGAUGAGGUAACCUUAUAUUUGCACUUUUUGUGGAUUGGUCCUCUACAAGCAGCAACUGUGAUACUAUUGUUGAUGUAUGCGAUUGGCCCAUCGUGCCUUGCGGGAAUGACUGUCUUCGUCAUCCUGUUGCCAGUACAGACUAUGUUCGGACGCUUGUUCUCUAGUCUCAGGGCUGAGACAGCAGUCUUAACAGAUGAAAGAAUACGCACAAUGAAUGAAGUCAUCUCUGGGAUCCGCGUUAUAAAGAUGUAUGGGUGGGAGAAGCCUUUUGCUGCAUUGGUGAAUGAAGUCAGAAGAAUGGAAAUCUCCAAGAUCAUGAAAAGCUCCUACCUGCGUGGCCUGAACAUGGCAUCUUUCUUUGUGGCCAGCAAGAUCAUCGUCUUCAUCACCGUCUGCGUCUACGUGCUGACAGGAAACCAGUUGUCUGCCAGCAGAGUGUUUAUGGCUGUUUCCCUCUACGGUGCAGUCAGACUCACCAUCACAUUCUUCUUUCCCUUUGCCAUAGAGAAGGUCUCCGAGUCUCUCGUCAGCAUUAGAAGGAUUCAAAAUUUUCUUCUGCUGGAUGAAGUUGCUCCUCAGCACCUGGGGCAUCCUGUGGCAGAGAAGAAGGACUGCAUGGUGAAAAUUCAGGAUUUAAUAUGCUACUGGGAUAAGAUGCUUGAGGCUCCAACUUUACAGAACAUAUCUUUCACAGUGAAGCCAGAGCAGCUCCUGGCAGUAAUUGGUCCUGUUGGGGCUGGAAAGUCCUCGCUCCUCAGUGCCAUCCUGGGAGAACUGAGUCAGGAAAGUGGUGUGGUCAAGGUCAAAGGAGAGCUGACAUACACUUCUCAGCAGCCCUGGAUUUUAUCUGGUACGAUUCGAAGCAACAUCCUUUUUGGCAAAGAGCUCAACCCCAAGAAGUAUGAUAGAGUUCUGAGAGCCUGCGCCCUCAAGAGAGACUUGGACCUUUUGCCAGGUGGUGACUUGGCAAUGGUCGGGGACAGAGGGGCCAACCUCAGUGGAGGACAGAAGGCAAGGGUCAGCUUAGCAAGAGCAGUGUAUCAAGAUGCAGAUAUCUACUUGCUGGAUGACCCUCUCAGUGCUGUGGAUGCUGAGGUGGGACGGCACCUCUUUGAAGAGUAA
This is a messenger RNA of Sebastes umbrosus (honeycomb rockfish), 1838 nucleotides long. Its product is annotated as multidrug resistance-associated protein 4-like. The record is from RefSeq and is a predicted model, not a curated record. Gene Ontology annotation, molecular function: ABC-type transporter activity; ATP hydrolysis activity; ATP binding. The coding region runs from base 111 to 1838 and encodes 575 amino acids. The transcript has 13 exons. NCBI's taxonomy places the organism in Eukaryota, Metazoa, Chordata, Actinopteri, Perciformes, Sebastidae. Gene Ontology annotation, cellular component: plasma membrane. Gene Ontology annotation, biological process: transmembrane transport.